Messenger RNA from Calypte anna (Anna's hummingbird), 1959 nucleotides. It is a transcript of the gene SOCS3, whose product is annotated as suppressor of cytokine signaling 3. Gene Ontology annotation, cellular component: phosphatidylinositol 3-kinase complex. The record is from RefSeq and is a predicted model, not a curated record. Bases 147 to 776 code for a protein of 209 amino acids. Gene Ontology annotation, biological process: intracellular signal transduction; phosphatidylinositol phosphate biosynthetic process. Gene Ontology annotation, molecular function: 1-phosphatidylinositol-3-kinase regulator activity. Lineage: Eukaryota; Metazoa; Chordata; Aves; Apodiformes; Trochilidae. The transcript has 2 exons.
ACCGGGCGGCCCCGGCAGCUCCGACGCCGUGCACCAGCCCAGCCAUCGCCGCCGAGACCGGCCCCGGCACCCGCGCCCCAGGUGAUGGUGUAGCAGCCGCUGCUGCCGGCAGCAGCCCCCCGAGCGCGAAGCUGGCUCCCUGCGCCAUGGUCACCCACAGCAAGUUCCCCGCCACCGGGAUGAGCCGCCCCCUCGACACCAGCCUGCGCCUCAAGACGUUCAGCUCCAAGAGCGAGUACCAGCUGGUGGUGAACACCGUGCGCAAGCUGCAGGAGAGCGGCUUCUACUGGAGCACGGUGACGGGCGGCGAGGCCAACCUGCUGCUGAGCGCUGAGCCCGCCGGCACCUUCCUCAUCAGGGACAGCUCGGACCAGCGGCACUUCUUCACCCUUAGCGUCAAGACGGAGUCGGGCACCAAGAACCUUCGCAUCCAGUGCGAGGGCGGCAGCUUCUCCCUGCAGAGUGACCCUCGCAGCAGCCAGCCCAUGCCCCGCUUCGACUGCGUGCUCAAACUGGUACAUCACUACAUGCCACCCACGCCUUGCGCAGUGCCCGAGCAGUCGGGGGCGGCCCUGCACCCCAAGCGCACCUACUACAUCUACUCGGGUGGUGAGAAGAUCCCUCUGGUGCUGAGCCGCCCACUUUCCUCCAGCGUCUCCACCCUGCAGCACCUCUGCCGCAAGACUGUCAACGGGCACCUGGACUCCUACGAGAAGAUGACUCAGCUGCCGGCUCCCAUCAAGGAGUUCCUGGACCAGUACGAUGCCCCCCUCUAAGGGGCCGGCAGAGCGAGGUUACAUGCUACAAGCACAAGAGCAGGGGGCAGUCACAAGGCUCCUCCGGCAUGGGGACUCGUGGGGCUCGCUGAGCUUCUCCCUCUGGGAAGGAGAGGAGGGAGACUGGGAUGAGCCACGGUGGGCCUCGGUGUGAUGGGGGAAGGUGGCCCUUUGUGUGGUGGGGGACUCCCCGCAAGGAAGAGUGACCCCCCCCUCUGCAAGGAAGGAGCCUGCUCCAGUCAGACUGUGGAUGUUACAGUGUGCCCAGCAUGGUGGCCACCCCUUUGUGUCCAGGAGAAGCCCGUCGGCAAAGCCAGGACAGCACCCACAGCAUGGGGGCACAUGAACCCCAACAGCCACAUCCCCACAGCCAGAGUGGGACUGCUCCUGGGGGGUCCUGAUGAGAAGCUCCUUGUGCCACGGGAGAAUGAAAACGCUGAGUCCAGUAGUGCCUGAUCACUUUUCCUCGGUUUUAAGGGGAAAGUGUUUUUUGCCCGUACUGUACUUUACCUCUUGCUGCCUCCUUGUGGGUGAAAGCUCCUUUCACACCAGGCCCCAGGCUUGGAGGUCGCUGCCUUUUUCCCCUCGGUGCCAUUUUCCCGGGGGAUUAAGCCUUAAUCUUCUCCCAGCCCCAUGAUCUGGGUUACUGCACAUCAUUUGGUAACACUGCACGGUGACAGUCCCGGUGACGUGCCGCCAAGCCAGAGGGGAAGCAGCAUGUCCUGGCACUGUAGAGCCCCUUGUGACCACAACUGUGAGGAGCACCCCGGGGACCUGGUGCUGCCACUGGACUGUACUCCCCAGUGUCACACCCCACCUCUGCCCAGCCACUCCCCGCAGACCCUGGCCACGCUGCUCUGUGGGGCACCGAUUCCCGCAGGAACGCAGCCAGAGGAUCCCCAUUGUCUCAUGAGCGCUUUUCUGUGUCUGCCUGGAGAAGCAGUUGGGUUUUCCUGUUUUUUUUUUUUUUUUUUUAAACCAAAGGGAUGUUUACAGGCCAAUGUGAAUCACUGUCUUUUAUAAAGAUUCCAUCUUCACCUUCAGCCUCGAGGGCUGAGCAAAACCAUGCUUGAAAAUUCAACCAAAACAAAACUCAGAUGAAACUUUGCACAUAUUUAUAUUUAUAUUCAGAAAGGAAAUGUUUCCAUAAUUUAUAAUAAAGAGCACUAUUUUUUAAUGAAAA